Molecule: messenger RNA, 2731 nt
Organism: Anneissia japonica
Lineage: Eukaryota; Metazoa; Echinodermata; Crinoidea; Comatulida; Comatulidae
Product: serine/threonine-protein phosphatase PP1-like
Exons: 9
Coding region: 378-1292 (304 amino acids)
Cellular component (GO): nucleus; cytoplasm
Molecular function (GO): protein serine/threonine phosphatase activity
Source: RefSeq, a predicted model, not a curated record
GCAUCUUAAGAUCGCUCCUCCCCCUCUGCCGACCGCCAACACACACGUUUGAAUUGCUUGAUUUGAUGCAUUUUGACAGCUUCUCGCUGAGUAGACUAGAGAAACAGCCAAGCUCGCUAAAGAAGUAUCAUCAGUAAAAAUUUUUACAAAAUUGGAAAUACCGGUAUUGUCAUGCGUUCAAGCCUACAGCUUUCAUCAUAAUACCUCUGGGUAGAGUAAGUAGGAGGAAGGCAAACACUGAAACCAGCAACACAAAUACACCACCUGGAAUAUUGAUCUGUGUAGGUAAUCAGGGAAUAAAGGAACAGAAAUAGAAAAUCUGUUCUGUUGGAUUCACGUGAGAAUUGUAGGCCCGUAGACGCAGAGAGCUUUUCAAGAUGCAGAAGGAGCUUGAUGUUGAUGGAAUUAUUAAGAAACUGCUAGUAGUAAGGGACACGCCAAAACAGGCAUCAUUACCAGACACACAAAUUCGACAACUAUGUCAGCUAUCGCGAGAGAUUUUCCUGAAGCAGUCGAUGGUAGUAGAACUGGCGGCACCAGUCAGAAUUGUCGGCGAUAUACACGGACAGUUCGAUGACCUAUUGAGGCAUUUCGACAAGCUAGGAUACCCACCCGAGGCCAACUUCAUUUUUCUUGGUGACUACGUAGACAGGGGAAAGAAGUCAUUGGAAACAAUCUGUCUACUAUUAUGUUAUAAGAUCAAAUACCCAAACAACUUCUUCCUACUAAGAGGGAACCACGAGUGUGCCAGCAUCAACAGAAUAUAUGGGUUCUAUGAUGAAUGCAAGAGGCGAUACAACAUCAAACUGUGGAAGACUUUUACAGACUGUUUUAAUUGUCUUCCAAUUGCUGGGGUAAUAGAAGGCACAAUAUUCUGCAUGCACGGAGGCUUGUCACCAGACUUAAAAACCAUCAACCAGUUACAGAACAUCGACCGCCCCCUGGAAGUCCCUGAUCACGGCAUGGUCUGUGACCUUCUAUGGUCUGACCCUGAUGAGGAUAUUACAGGCUUCGGGGAGAAUGAUCGUGGUGUGUCGUACACCUUUGGAGGAGAUGUUGUACGUCACUUUUUGAAAGACAACGACCUCAGUUUAAUAGUCAGAGCACAUCAGGUCGUUGAAGAUGGUUAUGAAUUUUUCCAGAAGCGGAAAUUAGUAACAAUCUUCAGUGCACCUAAUUACUGUGGUGAGUUUGAUAACGCUGGUGCUGUUUUAUGUGUCACAGAUGACCUAACAUGCUCAUUUUCUAUUUUGACGCCUGAUAACAAAAGAAUGAUUGCAAAUAAGAAGUGAUGAUGCCUUGAAUGAAUUUAGUCUACAAUUGUAUCUGUUGUGCUCUAGUUCUUUUAUGAAUAGAGUUGUGUUUUUCAGAGUUUAUGCAAUAUUGAAUUGAUAACAAUAAUCUGGUUGUCUUUGUGAUGAAUGUCUUCUCCAAGAGUUGAUGAAAAAGGAGCAUGGAGAUUUUAUUGAACAUUGGAAGAUUGAAAUUUACAUUUAAUGAACAGUUUUAAAUGGUGUUAGUUAAAAUUGAAAUUUUGUUUUUGUAGAUCUCAUGACUGGUAUUUAUUUUGAGGAUUAUUGAAUAGAAAUCUGGUUUAAAUAAUGUUUAGUGUUUAUUUAUUUUUUUUUUUUCAAAGUUUAUGCUGUGUUCCAGCAAAGGUCUUUGCAAAUUUGUAAUUUGUUAAGGGUUCCGAAGAUGCCAUUGGUGAAUAUGUACAUCAUAUCAUACAAGUUUAACGAAUGGUGAUACAGUGCACCAUAUAAUUUGAGACCCCCUCUAAUUCCGAGACCCCUCUAAUUCGAAACCACUUUUAACACAAAGUGGAGACCAACCCUGAGACCAUCUAAAUUAUUACAUCUCACAGUCUUGAAUUUGAGGGAAAACUGUACUUAGAAUUAUAAAUUCUAUGAUUGAAGACGGUUGGAGUAUACUAAUCAAAGUUUGGGAGGUCAUAAUCCAAUGGGUUCUUUUCAAAAUCAAAUACCAUGGUACCAACCAAAUACCAACUGAGCAUCUUAGCAAAGGCCACAUGGUGUAAGAAAAUUAUUGUCAAAUCACCAUGCCAACCAGGGGUGUACGGUGAAAAAUCUAAGGGGGGGUCGAAACGAAAGUUCAGGGGGCAAGCUGAACUCGGAGCAAUUUAGCGAAGCUUUCAGAAUUCGCUGGGUGCGUUAUUUGUGAGUGAAGCGAGCAUAUUUAAAGGGCACUUUCUUUAAAAGAGGGUCGACCGCACCCAUCGACCGCACCCAUCGACCGCACCCAUCGACCCCCCUCAGGUAACCCCUGCCAACAUUCUAGAUUUAAAUGAUAAAUAUAUUAAAUUUCUAAGGCUUCUAAAACAGCGUUUGUGAAUCAUAAAAUUAAGUAGACAGUUAAAGUUUUGAGAGCGUAAAUAUGAAUUUAUUGCCCUGCUUGGAAUUGUGUACAUGUGGUAUUGUAAACAAUACUUCAAGUUUUGUUCGAUAUAAUUGGAAUGCUAUGCACAUGUUGCGAUCACCGUCCUUCGUAGGCCUUGACUACUGUGCACUUGAACACAGCAUAAAUUGAGGUACAUCAUCUGCUUUAGAUGUUCCAUUCAGUGUCCUUAUAUUUUUUAGCUUAACCUUAAUAUUUGGUAUCACUUUCUAUUAUCUUUCUAUAAUAUAGAAUUUCAACAAUAUGGUUUUUACAUGAAAAUCCUUGUCUGCAUAACAUGUUUUCAUACAUGAAUAUAUAUACAUAUGAUAUUGAU